ACUGCAGAAGAGAGUGACUCCUGCGUCGCCCAACCCAAACCAUGUGCAGUGGGAAGUGAAUCCAUGUUUCAUGGCCGCAUACAGAGGGAGAGUCGUCCCCCACUAGAGAAGCCCAAGGCUUCAGUGGUGCCUACAGCUAAUGGAGUUCAAUCCCACUAUGAACAGCCACUGACGAAGGAAGUCACCCCUGAAAAGGACACUACAGAACAGUUGGGACCCACGGAGGAGUCUCAGCCUCUAGAGGGACAGGAAGAUUCUGGGUCAUCACAGCUGGCUGGCAAAGAUGAUGCCCCAGGAGCAGAAGAAAAGACAAGCCAUGUGGAGGCUCCACCUUUGAAAGCAAAUGCUGAGUGUGAACCUUUAGGAGCAGAAGCUGAGGAUCAGCCUUUGAGGACAGCCAGGGAGAGGGAUUCUCCUGGAGCAGGAGAAACUCCUGAAAAUCCCCAAACUGCUGGAAUCCUGAAGCUAGAGACAGCCGAGAAUGUUCUGGAAACAGCUGGAGAGCUACAGUCUCAAGCAAUGGAAAAGGAUGAGCAAUCUCAGCAUCCAGAAACAAUUACCAAAGAGAACAACUCUCCAGAAAUAGUAGAAGAAAGUGAGUUACUGGAAACAGUUGAAGACCAGACACUUCCAGAAACAUCAGGAAAAGAUGAGCAGUUGCAAGAUCUAGGAAUUCCCAAAGAGAAUGAGACACCAGCAAUACCAAAUGGAAGUCACCUUGUGCAAACACCUGUAAUGAAUGAGUCACUCCCUAAAACUCCUGAAGGCUCCAGAAGCAUGGAGAAGAUUCCACCUGAAGGGAUCAUUGGAAUCUCGGAACAUCCAGAGGGAAAUUCAGAGACAGCAGCAAAUGUGGAAAUGGCCAGAGAAAUCCACACAAAUGCAGAGGAAGAGUGUGUUGAAGGUGAGACAGGAGAAAAGGUGGAAACAGAGAUGGAGAAGGAGAAAGCAAGCAGAGGGGCUGAAACAAAAGAGGAGGAAACAGAAGCUGUGGAUCUGUCAGCAGCCCCAUAGAUGGGGUGGUGAAAGAAAGGUGUGCUUCCUGUUACAAGCUGAGGUUAUGGAUCUCA
Dipodomys ordii (Ord's kangaroo rat) is the source of this 1070-nucleotide messenger RNA. It is a transcript of the gene Erich5, whose product is annotated as glutamate-rich 5. The transcript has 2 exons. The annotation marks the transcript as partial. The record is from RefSeq and is a predicted model, not a curated record. NCBI's taxonomy places the organism in Eukaryota, Metazoa, Chordata, Mammalia, Rodentia, Heteromyidae.